GUCAAAUAUUGCUUGUUCUUGAAAGCUCGAGCUCACCUGUGGGAUACUUUUGGUUUUGCUUUUACUCAAAUCUUUCUAAACAUGUUUACACUGUUUUGACGCCUGAAAAUAAGACUCGUGCUGAAUUUUUACCAUGUUUUUCAAUCUUCUGCUGCUGCUGUUUUGUUUUGUCAGUCAUUGUGGAACCACAACUACACAUGUGACAGGAGAAAAAGGAGAAAAUGUCAUCCUGCCAUGUGACUUUGAGGCCAGAGAGAUUUCUGAUAUUGUUUUAAGCAGACUGUUAAAAGACAUUCUUGUUUGUGAGAAUGAAGAAUGUGAGAGUGAAAAUGGCCGAGCGUUUAAAGAAGGAUCAUGUGACGUCAUCAUCAAGGAUCUGAUCUUCAGUGAUGCUGGGAAAUACUUUCUGAGACUCUAUUACAAAAAUGAUCAGAGAGAACUGGAGCAACAGAUCAGAAAGUAUCAUCUUCAUAUUCAUGAUGGGAUUUCUGUGAAGAAAGGAGAGGAGCUGAAGAUGGAUGUUCUGUUGAUCAAUGCUGAUAAAGUGCAGCAUCAGAGCAGAAGAAGCACAGGGUGGAAGGAGGUGUGGAGCAGAAGAGAUGGAGUCAGGAGUGAUCGACUGACCGUCAGUGAUGAGACUCUGACUGUUUAUGCAUUUACAGUCACUGACACUGGAACAUACAGAGUUCUGGAUUAUGAAGGAGAAAUCUUGAUCACAGUCACAGCUUCCACACAUCCUGAUCGAGAACCUUUGAGUUGGACAGAGAAACUGAAUGAGUAUUUUGUGGUUUCAAUGGUUAUUGUGUAUUUAGUGAUCAUGGCAAUUCAGAUUGUGAUGAGGAUUGCUGGUUACUGGUAAUUAAUUUUCUUUGAGUGCCAAACAGAUCUUCAGAGGAUUCUGUAUUAAGAUUAUAUUUUAAGAUUAUAUUAAGAUCAUAUAAGAUUAUAUUUGUUUACUGUAUCUGCAAGUGGCCUAGUUAAAGAUUUGGACUAGUGACUGAAAGUUUACCAAUACUGAUUAUAGUAAAAACAAAAACACUGAAAGCAUUUACAUAUGUAUUUAAAAGGGUUGUAGAAAAUAUUUGUUUAAAUAAUAUUUAUUAUUUAUAUAUAAAAUUUCUUUCUUAUUUAAGAUAUAUUUUAAUAUGUAUUUACAUUUCUACUUGAUCUUUAUUUUCCUGUUUAUCAUUGUGAGGCUGCUUUAUAUUUAACAAUUAUUGAUAUUGUUGAUUUGACUGAUUUAAAAACAAUCUGUACUGUAAAAAGCUCUAGAAAUAUUAAAAUAAAAUCUUCACAUAUUUUAAAACACUAUGAAUCAUACACUUGCUGCCUUUGUAUGUGUUCAAAAUAAAAACUGGACAACACUUUUGAUCUCCUCCAACUGAUAGAAUUAUACCCUUAAAAAAUCUGUCUGUGCCAAUAAUACAGAUUGAGAUUAUCUGUGAAAUCUGUCAGCUCAAACCUGCAGUCUGGCUCUGAUUUUCAGCAACUACUGUCCACUCAUCCAGACUGUAAAUCAGGACAAAACUGUCUUCAUUGUGUACACUUUUCUGACACUGUAUGUAUUGAGAAAAAAAAAAAACUAUACAAAUUAAACAACAUUUGUAAGUAAUACUUUUGUUUGUGUGCAUUUUUGUAUGAUAUAUACUGUAUAUUCUAUGAUGAAAUAUAAAGAGGGGAUUUCAAGAGUUUA
Messenger RNA from Ctenopharyngodon idella (grass carp), 1693 nucleotides. RefSeq lists its product as uncharacterized. The record is from RefSeq and is a predicted model, not a curated record. Bases 134 to 859 code for a protein of 241 amino acids. The transcript has 5 exons. NCBI's taxonomy places the organism in Eukaryota, Metazoa, Chordata, Actinopteri, Cypriniformes, Xenocyprididae.